AUGCAGGUGCUUAGGGUGCCCAGUACUUUGCUCAUAUCGACCGCAGCGCUUGUCCUACCCGCACACGCGUGGUUUAGAGUGGCUUGCACGAGUCCGUUGGUUCAAGAGAGAAUAGACCCCAUUGUAUCACCAGGAACUUCACCGUCGAACCAUGUGCACACUGUCCAUGGUGCCAAUCUCUUUGGAUCUGAUAGUACCUUUGAUACCCUUCGAGCAUCGUCUUGCACCAAUUGUCUCGUCUCUCAGGAUCUCUCGAACUAUUGGUUUCCGAAACUAUACUUCCUCAACACCCAAAACAAUACGUUCGAAGACGUGCCGAAUGGAGGCCUCCUCGUCUAUUACCAAAACCGAGGCAUUGGCGACGCAGCUAACGGCGGUACAGGCCUCAAAGCGUUUCCGCCAGGCCUCAAGAUGAUCAGUGGCGAUCCAAGGCGGAGGGCGAGGAAAUACACCAGAGGCGAAGGCUCGCAAGAUGAGCUAAGGGAACGUGCUGUCGAAUGGGAGUGCCUGAGAUAUCCCAAUAACGAAGGGUAUAAUAGUAAAGACACUGGUUGCGUGAUGGAUUUCCAAAUACCAACUGCGAGGUUUGUCAGGACCUUGGAUUACAUCGAACCAUUCAGACUAAACCUCAUCGAAGGCCGGACUGAACGCCCGCAUACAUAUGCCUGCGUGCUGGGAUGGUGUCACCACGUAUCCCACACCGCCUACCUCUCCGACUUGGACAAUGGUGAUUGCCCGGCAACACACCCUGUUCCUUUUAUGAAGAUACUCUAUGAAGUUACUUGGGAUGUACAGACUUUCGCCUCGAGAUGGGAUCCGACAAAGGAUGUGUGGCCUUUCGUCUGGUCGACUGGUGACGCAACAGGCUUCUCCUGGCACGGCGACUUUCAGAACGGAUGGGAUGUGGAAGUGCUCCAGAACGCCAUCGACCAAUGCAAUGACCCCAGUAAUCCUACAGGCCAGGGUAUCACCGAGGCCUGCCCUUUCUUCACUAUGAUCAACGCUCCUACCGCCGAUCAAUGCAAGAAAUCACCGAGUGUGAAUGAGGCUGUCGCGGGGGUUCUGGAUAGGCUGCCUGGAUGCAAUCCUCUUCAGCCGGGGCCUGAAGACGCUAGGGUUUAUUCUGGUCCUGACGGACAGUGUCUGGACAUCACUGGUGGUGGUUCGUCCGGGACGAGCAGGGCAUUGGGACGAUUCAAUCAGAACAGCGGUUGGAUAGGCCUCGUCGCUUUGGUGCCUCUGUUCUUCGACUUGGUUUUCCGUGCCUAG
Messenger RNA from Cyclocybe aegerita, 1269 nucleotides. NCBI's taxonomy places the organism in Eukaryota, Fungi, Basidiomycota, Agaricomycetes, Agaricales, Hemipholiotaceae. The record is from the annotation of a GenBank genome assembly.